UCACAGUCAGUAAUACUUGUGCACAGAAUUUCGCAGCAUGUUUUUCUCCAUUCCGGUUUUUUAAAUACACUUACUGAUAAAUAAUUUGUUAUUUUAUCAUUUUCUCAAAUCUCAAAGUACCAUAAAAACAUAAUUACUCAAUUUCAUAUCACAUAAUCUGUCUAACAAUGAUUUCACUAAUGUAGUGCUUUAUCUAACAUUGGUAGAGCAACCUUCAUUUUAAUUAAUUUUCAUUGUUUGUGCAUUUAAAGUGUUUUAGUUUUUUAUGGAGGUCUCUGCAGAAAUUACUUAGUAUUUCAAUAGUGUCUUAUUAACCAAAUACUAUGAGAUUAUAUCGUGAAACUAAAAAGAGAUCUGAACACAAAAAAGCUUUAUUAGUUGACAAGGAGGAAACAAUAGGCAAAAAAUGUGCGAACAAGACGAUUUUUUAUUGAACUAAAAUUCUGCGAAACCGCUCUCAAGAACCAAAUAUAUAAUCAAUUCAAAAACAUUUUCCUUCAGUACCCAACAGUCAAAAUGGAUCAAUGGAUAAAAAUAUCCCUCCUUCUGUGCGUCUUCGGAUUUUUGAAAGAAAUACGACCAUCAGAACCCUUCGUCUACGACUAUCUGAUUGACCACCGAUGGCGAAACGUAACAGGAGAUGAAGUGUCCAAACAAGUGUAUCCAGUGGGAACCUACAGCAACAUGAUCUUAUUGGUUCUGGUGUUUUUAAUCACGGAUAUGUGUAGAUACAAACCUUUGAUCGUGGUUUUGGGACUGUCAGGGAUAGCCGUCUGGGCUAUGUUAAUAUGGACCACGAGUUUGUUUGAGCUACAAGUGCUUGAGGUUUUUUAUGGCAUGUUCAGCGCCGCAGAAGUCGCCUAUUACACCUACAUCUACGCCAAAGUGGAUCCUGAACACUACCAAAAGGUCACCUCACACACUCGAGGUGCCAUUUUGGCAGGGCGUGCCAUCUCUGGUGUCACCUCCCAAACGCUAAUCUCAACAGACGCCAUGAACUUCAAAGAAUUAAACUACAUAACAUUUACUGCCGUUAGUGCCGCCACCAUUUGGGCCUUGUUUCUCCCACCCGUCGACAAAAGCCUCUACUUUCACUCCGAACACUCCAAAGACCAACCCUUUUCUAAAAAAAUCAUCUCAGCCUUCACUCUCAUGAAAUCUCACUUCGUUGACGCCUACACUAACCUCCACGUUAUCAAAUGGUCAGCUUGGUGGGCUCUCUCCACCUGUGGCUACGUCCAAAUCGAAAACUACAUGCAACCCUUGUAUUCCGCCAUUCAAGAUUCAAACGAAGCCGCCUACAAUGGUGCCGUCGAAGCCAUCCUCACCCUCCUAGGCUUCCUGGGGGCGCUUCUUGCCGGAUAUUUGAAAUUUAACUGGGAAGUGAAGGGCGAAAUCACUUUGGGUGUUUUUUCCUUAGUUCAAGGGGCGCUCAUCGUUGUGUGUUCUCAGACGGAAUCCAUUUUCGUGUGCUACGCUUUUUAUAUUGUGUUUGGGAUUUUGUAUCACUUUAUGGUGACUAUAGCAAGUGCCCAGAUUGCCAAAGCCAUCGAUGAGGAUAGUUAUGGGUUGAUUUUUGGUAUUAAUACGUUUUUUGCGUUGGUUUUUAAUUCGAUUUUGACGGCUUUGGUUGCUACUGAAGGAAUCGGGUUUGCGUUAGAUCCCAGGGAUCAGUAUAUUGUAUAUGGGUGUUAUCAUUUGGCUAUUGCUGUCGUGUUUGUUGUUAUGGGGAUGAGGACUUGUUUGAUAAAAGGUAGAUUGGUGGGCGAAAGCACUGAUAAUAUUGUCGAGGAGAGUCAUCGUGUAUAAAUUGCGCGGUUUGAUUGAUUGUGAUAUAAAUUUUGUAUUACAUUUUGAGAAAUAAUAAUUAAAAUAUUUUAGUUUG
This is a messenger RNA of Zophobas morio, 1885 nucleotides long. RefSeq names its product thiamine transporter 1-like. The transcript has 4 exons. NCBI's taxonomy places the organism in Eukaryota, Metazoa, Arthropoda, Insecta, Coleoptera, Tenebrionidae. The record is from RefSeq and is a predicted model, not a curated record. Bases 517 to 1809 code for a protein of 430 amino acids. Gene Ontology annotation, biological process: vitamin transport; transmembrane transport. Gene Ontology annotation, molecular function: vitamin transmembrane transporter activity. Gene Ontology annotation, cellular component: plasma membrane.